Molecule: messenger RNA, 815 nt
Organism: Suillus discolor
Lineage: Eukaryota; Fungi; Basidiomycota; Agaricomycetes; Boletales; Suillaceae
Exons: 2
Coding region: 82-648 (188 amino acids)
Source: RefSeq, a predicted model, not a curated record
UCUAUUUCUCCUACACUCUCGGUGGAGACACUUUGAAAAAUUCAGCGAACUGUGACUUCGUCCUACAGCCAUCCUUUAAAAAUGUCCGAUAACAUUCAUGUGUGUUCUACACUCGCGCCAAUUAAAACAACUCAAUACUAUAGGAUCGCACUGGUCCAGUUUUGGCGAGGCCAGAAAGAGCCCCUUAGGCCCUAUCCGCUUCACUGGGCACUCUAUGUCGAAACUGGUCCAGGUGUCGGCAACACCUACGAGAUCGCAGGAGAUCAGAGUACCUACACCUUUCGUAUGACAGUGAACCAGCCCCUUGCAAACAAGGAGGACUAUCGCAGAUGUUGUUAUCUUGGAAGAGUCUCGGAGGCCAAGCUCCCCAGAAUGGGGGCGAUCCUUGCAAAAAUUAAAGUCUUCCGAAAUUGUCCCGUUUGGAACAGCCAUGAUUGGGUGGAGACAGCUUUGAGGACUCUCAGGGACUCAGGUUUUCCCGUCCAUAGUGAAGAGGAGGUUCGGCCCGGGCGUCUUCAAGAUGAGAUGCUCUGGAAGCUAGAAGAUUGGCCUGGAAUUGAAGGUGUCGUCGAAUUUGUCGGUUACCAAUAUCUCGAGUGUGUAAUACACUCGAAGUCCCGGAGGUUGCGCAGAGAGGGUCAGGAGUAAACCAAGCGUUCUGGACUUGGAGGACGGAAAGUUGAAAGAAUUUGACAAGUUCCAUAGUCUAUAUUUGUUUGUAAUUUUGUAUCAUCAACAUUCAGCGCUCAGCUGAGUUACGUCCUUCGGCUGCCAUGAUACUAGCUAGGCUGCCAAACUCGUGCAGAGUAAGUAUC